This is a messenger RNA of Lasiosphaeria miniovina, 866 nucleotides long. RefSeq lists its product as uncharacterized. Gene Ontology annotation, biological process: AMP biosynthetic process; ATP biosynthetic process. The record is from RefSeq and is a predicted model, not a curated record. Lineage: Eukaryota; Fungi; Ascomycota; Sordariomycetes; Sordariales; Lasiosphaeriaceae. The transcript has 2 exons. Gene Ontology annotation, molecular function: bis(5'-nucleosyl)-tetraphosphatase (asymmetrical) activity. The coding region runs from base 170 to 766 and encodes 198 amino acids.
UCUGCAUCCAAGAUUUCUCCCCCUCAGCUCUUGUCCCAGAGCCAGUUCACACCGCAUUCUCUCACCGACUCUUCAGUAUCCUGUCAGGCUGUCAGGCAAAAACGAUAACAGGCAAACACGAUAACAGGCAAACACGAUAACAGGCAAACACGCAUACAAACCACCAACCAUGGCCGCAUCCCGCUCGGAGACCGAACUAUACACGUCGGACGACUUUGUCGAAAGCGCCGGAGCCGUGCUCUUCCGCGUGGCCGCGCGCGAGAUCCUGGUGUUGCACUCGCGCGUCGGCGAGUACGUGCUAGCCAAGGGCCGGCGCAACUGCGGCGAGAGUCGGCGGGCAGCGGCGCAGCGCGAGGUGGCCGAGGAGUCGGGGCUCGCCUGCCGCCUGCUACCCCUCGACAUGUCGACGCGCGCCCCACCGCCGGAGCCGGCCCCGAUAUCGCCGCUAGAUCCCGGGGACCACCACGCCGACGUGUCCCGGUCGUACGCCGGCGUGUGCGAGCCGUUCGCCAUGCAGAUCCGGCGACUAGGGAACAGCGGUAGUGGCGGCGGCGGCGUCAAGAUUAUCUGGUGGUUCGCGGCGGCGGUUGCGGACGAGGACAAGGUGCCGACAUUUGACGCCAUGACGCCGGCGGAGAGGGAGAGAUUUGACGCCGUGGCGUUUGUGGGCUUUGACGAGGCGCUGGAGCGGCUGACGUUUGAGCAAGACCGCGAGGUGGUGCGCCGCGCAAUAGCUCUGGUGGGCGGGACGUACUAUGGCAAGUAGGGGUUACCUAAGGCCGGUGCGGGAAAAGCAAGGGCACGUUCUGGAAUACCAAGCGAAAAUGGGGCGCUCACGUCAGAUUCGAAACGAAUGUAUUGGUCAA